Messenger RNA from Pseudogymnoascus destructans, 1236 nucleotides. It is a transcript of the gene SFH5, whose product is annotated as Non-classical phosphatidylinositol transfer protein (PITP). Gene Ontology annotation, biological process: regulation of exocytosis; Golgi to plasma membrane protein transport. Gene Ontology annotation, cellular component: plasma membrane; cytosol; cortical endoplasmic reticulum. Lineage: Eukaryota; Fungi; Ascomycota; Leotiomycetes; Thelebolales; Thelebolaceae. The transcript is spliced from 2 exons. Gene Ontology annotation, molecular function: phosphatidylinositol transfer activity. The record is from RefSeq and is a predicted model, not a curated record. Bases 100 to 1164 code for a protein of 354 amino acids.
CUUAACAUUUAAUCUAAUCUGAUCAAUGUUAAUCAGCACCCUGACAGUUAUAUCUUUCUGCAAUAACGACCCCUUAAAAAGGCAGAUUUGCUGAAAACAAUGGAGCCCGAAACAGUGCCAUCUGCCUCCCAAACCCAAAAGGCUGUGGAGAGCACUCCUGCCGAACUUCCUGUCGAGUCAGUCCUAGAGGUUCCCGCGGAGAAUGAGCAACCCAAGGACACCCCUACUACUAAGAUGCCUGCCGAGCCAACCCCAGUAGUUGCAGCGGAAACCGAGCAAUCCAAGACUGCCGAGACCUCCCUAGAGACUGUUGUAGAGAAGCAGCAGCCCGAGACCCCUCUUUCGAAGCUCUUUGGAGAGCUUCCCAAGCUCAUCGUUGAUGCUGAGCACGGUGAGAUGUGGGGCGUGAAGCUCGAGGACGCCACCAAUGUUCCAACCACCAUCAUCCUUCAAAAGUUCCUUCGUGCAAACAACAAUGAUGCUGCCGAAGCCAAGACGCAGCUCCUUGAGGCCUUGAAAUGGCGCAAGAAGGUGGACCCGCUGAAGCUCCUUACAGAGGUCGAGCACAACAAGGAGAAGUUCGGAAACCUUGGCUAUGUCACUACCUACAACGCCACCGGUACCCAGAAGGAAAUCAUCACCUGGAACAUCUACGGAGCAGUCAAGGACAUCAAGGGGACCUUUGACAAUGUCGAAGAGUUCAUCAAAUGGCGCACUGCUCUGAUGGAGCUUUCAAUCAAGGAGCUCGAUCUUGCCUCCGCCACCGAGAAGAUCCCCGACGGCGGCCCUGACCCCUACCGCAUGAUCCAAGUGCACGACUACCUCAACGUCAGCUUCCUCCGCAUGAACCCGAGCGUCCGUGCCGCUUCCAAGACGGCAAUCCAGACCUUGGCCAUGGCGUACCCAGAGCUGGUCAAGGAGAAGUUCUUUGUCAACGUGCCUUUGGCCAUGGGCUGGGUCUUUGCUGCUCUGAAGCUGUUCUUGAGCGCCGAGACGAUCAAGAAGUUCCACCCUUUGAGCUAUGGAGGAAGUUUGGCCGGAGAGAUUCCCGAAUGUGGAGUCCAGUUGCCAGAGGUUUAUGGAGGAAAGGGAGUGCCCUUGACUGAGGGCGGACUGGUUGUCAAGUACGGCAACGUGGAGGAGCACGAGCCCGAGUCAAAGUGAACAAUCACAAGACGCUGAAGGGACACAUGUAACACAACAAAGAUGGCAGACGCUCUUGCGGUAAAAUUCAUU